AUGGAGCUGGUAGCUGCACAAAUUGAAGAAUGGGAUGAAGAAAGUUCUGUUCCGCUAGCCCAUGUCUUGCAUAUUUUUGGAUGGGGCAGUGAAGUAGAGGCACAGAUCAAUGCAAUUUUAUUUGAAAGUGCAAUCCGUUCAUCUGAAUUUUCUCCUGAAUUACUAUCUAGCAUUCCACAUAUUCCUUGGGAGGUGCCACCUGAGGAAGUUAAAAGUAGAAGAGAUCUUCGAAAUUUGUGCAUAUUUACUAUUGACCCUUCCACUGCCAUUGAACUGGAUGAUGCUCUCUCUAUUGAAAAAUUGUCCAAUGGCAAUUUCAGAGUAGGAGUCCACAUUGCGGAUGUGUCAUAUUUUAUUUUACCGGACACAGCCAUCGAGAUAGAAGCACAAGUUGGAUCAACAAGUGUCUAUCUGUCACAAUACAAAUUACCAAUGUUGCCCCCAAUGUUUUCAGAGAAUCUGUGUUCUCUUAACCCUGGAGUAGACAGACUUGCAUUUUCUAUUUUUGUGGACAUCAACUAUGCUGGGGAUGUUGUUGACCAUUGGAUUGGCCACUCUGUGAUACAAUCUUGUUGCAAGCUUUCAUACAAACAGGCUCAGGACAUUAUUGAUGAAAUAAGUAAUGUGGAUAGUUCUAAUAUCACUGAAAAUGGGAAUCCCCAGUUGUAUGGCCAUUUCAAGUGGCCUGAUGUUGUUAGAUCUGUUAAAAGCCUUCAUGAAAUCUCCAAAAUUUUGAAGGAGAAGAGAUUUAGUGAUGGGGCUUUACGUCUGGAGAGCUCCAAAGUUGUUUAUCUAUUUGAUGAUCAUGGUAUUCCAUAUGAUAGCAUGCUUUGUGGACAGAAGGAGUCAAACUUUUUGGUUGAGUUUAUGCUUUUGGCAAAUAGGACAGCUGCGGAAAUCAUAUCUAGAGCUUUUCCUGAUAGUGCAUUACUGUGGAGGCAUCCUGAACCAAAUAUGUGGAAGCUCAGAGAGUUUGAAGCAUUUUGUUGCAAACAUGGUUUGGAAUUGGACACUUCUUCUUCUGGUCGGUUUAAUCAGUCGCUGGAGCAAAUCAGGGAAAAGCUCAAGGAUGAUACUGUGCUGUUUGACAUUCUGAUCUCAUAUGCUUCGAGACCAAUGCAAGUGGCUACUUACUUUUGUAGUGGAGAUCAGAAAAACGGUGAAAAUGAUUGGGGUCAUUAUGCACUGGCUGUUCCUCACUACACUCAUUUUACUUCACCUCUGCAUCGGUAUCCUGAUAUUAUAGUGCACCGGACACUGGCUGCAGCCAUAGAGGCUGAGGAGUUGUACUUGAAUUAUCGAGGAUCUCUGCCAAAAGUUAGCAGGGGAGAGAAAGUAGCAAGAAGAUGUUUCACUUGUAUUCAUUUUGAUAGAGAUACUGCGGAAUCCCUGGAAGGUAAGAAAGCACUGUCAGCUGCAGCAGUAAAGCAUGGAGUUCCCUGCUCUGAAUCACUUGCAGAUGUUGCUGCUUAUUGCAAUGAAAGAAAGCAGGCUAGCAGUCAUGUGAAGGAUGCCUGUGACAAGCUCUACAUGUGGGUCCUGCUAAAGAAAAAAAAGGUAUUUUUUAUUCUUCCUUCAGCGCAAUUUUAA
Molecule: messenger RNA, 1590 nt
Organism: Quercus lobata
Lineage: Eukaryota; Viridiplantae; Streptophyta; Magnoliopsida; Fagales; Fagaceae
Product: DIS3-like exonuclease 2
Exons: 1
Coding region: 1-1590 (529 amino acids)
Biological process (GO): mRNA catabolic process
Cellular component (GO): P-body
Molecular function (GO): 3'-5'-RNA exonuclease activity; RNA binding
Source: RefSeq, a predicted model, not a curated record